Molecule: messenger RNA, 1283 nt
Organism: Paraphaeosphaeria sporulosa
Lineage: Eukaryota; Fungi; Ascomycota; Dothideomycetes; Pleosporales; Didymosphaeriaceae
Product: alcohol dehydrogenase
Exons: 2
Coding region: 285-1283 (332 amino acids)
Biological process (GO): alcohol metabolic process
Molecular function (GO): zinc ion binding; alcohol dehydrogenase (NADP+) activity
Source: RefSeq, a predicted model, not a curated record
CAACAGGUGCUGCUUUGAUCCACCGUUUGUUUGUCAGCGCCACCGAAUUGUAGAGCAUCUCCUCCGAAUCGCUCUUUCGGGAUAGUGAACCGUUGUUUCGUGUUGCCGCAUCGACAUCAUGGAAGCUUUGAUAGACGUUGUAGCAGGGAAAAUUUGCUGCGAUGUCUUUGCGACGUAGGAGGACCCCAUGGCCUUGCUGUUCCUUUCCUAUGUAUAUAAGGUAUUCUCUCGAAGAGCCUUUGUGAUUUAUUUCCCAUCAUUCCAAAAAAACAUUCUCCAUCACCAUGUCAGUAACAUACAACGUCAUCAAGGGCUCUGCCAGCAAGAAGCUCGUCGAAAGCAGCGUAUCUGCACAGCUCGAAUCUCACCAGGUCUACAUUGAAACCACCCAUUCUGGUCUAUGUGGCACAGAUGAGCAUUAUCUUGGUGCCGAUCAGGCUCUUGGACACGAGGGAGUUGGUAUUGUCCGCCAAGUGGGCCAGGGAGUGAAAUCGGUCAAAGUUGGCCAACGCGUCGGCUUCGGGUACACGCACGAAGUCUGCGCCAACUGCGAUAAUUGUUCUCAAGGCUGGGACCAGUUCUGUCGAGACCAAAAGCAAUAUGGAUUCCACGACUUCGACAACGGCACUUUCGGCUCUGGUGCUGUAUGGGACGAGAAAUGCGUCUACCCCAUCCCUGAAGGCUACGACUCUGCCAAUGCAGCUCCGCUGAUGUGUGCUGGGGCUACAGUCUGGACUGUCUUGAGCAGAUACGGAGUGUCUGCAAGAGACCGUGUUGCCGUCAUGGGUAUCGGCGGCCUCGGACAUCUGGCCAUCAAGCUUGCCGCUGCCAUGGGAUGCCACGUUGUCGUCCUUUCCAGCUCCGAAAGCAAGAGGCAAGAAGCCAUGGAUUAUGGCGCAUCCGAGUUCCAUGUAUUCCGAUCAGGGGAGAAGCCGGUUGAUACCAUUGCCCCUAUCAAGCACUUGCUUAUGUGCGGCAGUGGUGGCGUAGACUACAAGAGCAUCGUCCCUCUUAUGGAUACCCACGGCACUAUCUAUCCUCUCACCGUUGCCUUCGAGCCAUCGCCAAUCCCACUUCUCGAGCUUGUCUUCAAGGGCAUCAAGAUCCAGGGCUCCCUCGUCGCAUCCCGCGAUACCAUGCGCAGCCUACUAGAAUUUGCUGCACGGAAAAACAUUACUCCCACGAUCCAGACCUACCCAAUGAAUGUCAAGGGCAUCGAGACAGCCAUGCAGGACUUGCGGGACGGAAAGGUUCGGUACAGAGCAGUGCUAGUCCGCGAGUAA